UCAUUCGUAAAGAAGAUUCGCUCAGAUAAAAUGCCAAAAACGGACAGCAAACCGAAAGUUUACAACAGUCCGUGACUGAACGAGUGCCCGAACCUUUCUAGUCCUAGCUAGAAAACAUCAAUUUUGUGAAAAUGUACAGACUAACGUUCUUCGUCCUGCUGAUAGUUGGAGCAAUUUCAGCCGCUCGGAUAGAACGAUCACCGGACGGUGCCGACGCAGACGCAACCGUUCUCAGCCAGGAUUUGAUCCUCAACGGUGACGGCAGCUACGCUUUCAAUUACGAAACCAGCAACGGGAUCAAAGCGAUGCAGCGUAGCAGUGACGGCAUCAAUGCAAACGGCGAGUUCUCCUACCUCGGUCCGGACGGCAAGGAGUACCAGGUUAGCUACGUAGCCGACGAGAGGGGAUUCCAACCGAAGGGAGCCCAUCUGCCGCUGGAGCCGCCGGCACCGGACUACGUGAUCGAAAUGUUGGAAGACUUGCGGGCAACCAACAACGAGGACUUCGAUCUGGCUGCCCUGGAUGCGGCAAUAGCGAGGUUGAAAGCUACGCAUAGUUCAGCGUGAUGAGGGCGUCUAGUUUGUUAGGAUAGUUUUAGUUUUAAUUAUCUGCCGCGAGCUCUGCAAUUUUAGGGCUCGAUUGUAUUGAAGAACACAUUGUU
Molecule: messenger RNA, 661 nt
Organism: Sabethes cyaneus
Lineage: Eukaryota; Metazoa; Arthropoda; Insecta; Diptera; Culicidae
Product: cuticle protein CP14.6-like
Exons: 2
Coding region: 132-566 (144 amino acids)
Cellular component (GO): chitin-based extracellular matrix
Molecular function (GO): structural constituent of chitin-based larval cuticle
Source: RefSeq, a predicted model, not a curated record